CCGUGGAGGCCCUCGGUCGUGGGAUAUAUUCGCAAGGCGAGGCUUCGCGCGUGCACGCCACGAAAACCACCGUUGUUAUCCAGCUGAAAGAAAUAAAAACAGGGCCGCCGUCCAUUUCUUUUUCUGCGAUCGAUAAUGAGCAUCGAGGGUAAGAUCGCGAUCGUAACCGGUGGAGCGAACGGAAUCGGCUUCUGCACCGCUCGUAAGCUACUUCGAAAUGGGGCGAAGGCGGUGGCUCUGUUGGAUUUAAGCGAUUCUGGUGGUGAGAGCGCAGCUGCAGAUUUAAACAACGAAUUUGGAAAGGACAGAGCCAUUUUUAUUGCCUGUGAUGUAUCAAAGAACGAGCAAUUUCAAGAAUCGUUCAAGAAGGUUAUUGACACGUAUGAAACUUUAAACAUUCUUGUAAAUAUCGCGGGUAUUAUGGAUGAUGCAGAUUGGGAAAUUAUGGUCGAUAUUAACUACAAAGGUAUCGUUUAUGGAACUAUCUUAGGGUUGCACACAAUGGGAAAAUAUAAGGGUGGCAAUGGUGGUAUUAUCGUGAACAUGUCUUCUGUAGCUGGUCUCGAAGGUAUCCCUAUAGCGCCUAUUUAUGGCGGAACACAGUACGCCAUUGUUGGAUUCACUCAAUCAUUGAAGCAUUAUUAUGAAAAAACUGGCAUCCGCAUGUUGACGAUAUGUCCUGGAUUGACAACCACAGCUAUGGCUGCCAGAUUCAUGUCCACCAAAGAACAUGCUAUGGAUCUUCUCGACGAAGAAACAGCGGCUAUGGCGAUGGUCACUAUGCAAAAACAACCGCCGGAACACGUAGCAAGUGCCAUUAUCCAAUUAAUCGAGCAGGGGGCGAAUGGCGCAAUAUUCGUUAUCGAAAAUAAUCAACCUCCUUAUGCAGUCGAAUUUCCUAGUUAUACCACUUUAAAAGUCUCUAUAUAAAUGAAACCAGAGAUAAAUUUGGUCUAAACAAUUAUCAAUUUGUUAUUAAUUUAAUUGAUAUAAAUUUAUAACUUACAUAUUAUACAUUUAUUAAUUUAUUAUUUGUGAAAGAUUCGAAUUAAUAUUAAAUGGUUAUUUAAUGUUUAUUAAAAAUUCAUAAUAAACUAUUCUUUUUUAAUGAAAAUUAUACCUGAAUUGAUAAUUAAUGCAGAAUCUUCUCAAAAGAGUAUUGAGAUUUUUACGAUUGAAAAUAUUUUAUAUUCAAUAUUUUAUUUCU
Molecule: messenger RNA, 1207 nt
Organism: Apis laboriosa (Himalayan honeybee)
Lineage: Eukaryota; Metazoa; Arthropoda; Insecta; Hymenoptera; Apidae
Product: 15-hydroxyprostaglandin dehydrogenase [NAD(+)]-like
Exons: 6
Coding region: 136-930 (264 amino acids)
Cellular component (GO): cytoplasm
Molecular function (GO): oxidoreductase activity, acting on the CH-OH group of donors, NAD or NADP as acceptor
Source: RefSeq, a predicted model, not a curated record